This is a messenger RNA of Lepisosteus oculatus (spotted gar), 2082 nucleotides long. RefSeq names its product sizzled (gene szl). Lineage: Eukaryota; Metazoa; Chordata; Actinopteri; Semionotiformes; Lepisosteidae. Gene Ontology annotation, molecular function: Wnt-protein binding. The record is from RefSeq and is a predicted model, not a curated record. Gene Ontology annotation, biological process: non-canonical Wnt signaling pathway; canonical Wnt signaling pathway.
GUGUGUCUACAACAUCAAAGGCAGGUGAGGAAACUGGGGUGCAGUACUGCAGGCCAGGGCUUCAGAGACUGCCCUCUCAUCACACGGACUGGAGGGCUAAGGGUAUUUCUCUCCUUCGCCCACAAGCACCUUUUAUGAGGAAGCUGUCAAAUUAGCAAAGAGUCAAACAUGAAAGAGACUGAAGGUGCCUGCAGGAGCCUGGCUGUCUCUACCCCCCCCCCACCCCUCCAUACACACACACAAACCCCAACCCUCACUGGCUCAGAUCACACACAGAAGCUCUCGCAUAUUAACAUCUUCAUCUGCAACAGAUGCUAAUUGUCGGCAAGCGCUGUGGCUGUGGGCACAUUCAAAAGAAGCGGCGGCAGUUAAAAUGGCGUCUAACUGGGAAGAGAAAGGCAGAUCGUGUUGAUCCCAGUUUUCGGUCUGGGUCCUAAUUGAGGAUUUGUUCAAUAUUUAAUUGCACCCCCCCCCACCCACACACACACGUCUGCAGUCAUUAAGGAGCUGCUGUCUCCAGCUCUGCAGCAGGCUGCUGUGUCUCAAGUGCUUUGAUAGGGCCGUUGAUAACAGGCUCCGAGGGGGGGAGGGCAGGGGGGGCUGGCCCUAGGUGGGGAGUAUAUAAGGCCACCUGGCGAGCCCAGAACCACCACAGAGCUCCUGGGAGCCAUCGCAGACCACAGCACAGCCAGAGCACAGCGCAGGACAGACCACGGCCAUGCUUCUCUUCCUGACCACACUGGGGCUGCUGGGAGCAGCCCUGGGCUUCGACCUCAGCCAGCCCACCCGCUGCGUGGCCAUACCCCUGGAGAUGGGCGUCUGCCAGGACGUGGGGUACAGCGAAAUGCGGCUGCCCAAUUUCCUGGGGCACAGCAGCCUGGAGAGGGAGGUGGUGCCCCGGUCCGAGGACUGGAGGCCCCUGUUACAGACCGGCUGUCACCCCCAGGCCCGAGCCUUCCUCUGCGCCCUCAUCGCCCCGGUGUGCCUCGACACGUUUAUCCAGCCCUGCCGCAGCCUGUGUGUGGCCGUGAGGGACAGCUGUGCCCCUGUGCUGGCCUGCCAGGGACACUCCUGGCCCGAGCAGCUGGACUGCGAUCGCUUCCCGGCCCACGAGGACAUGUGUCUCACUCCCGUCUCCAAACACGCCCAGCACUUCUACAAAGCUCUGCCCAGACCCCAGUGUCAGGGGUGCCCCGAAGUUGAGGAGCCCUUCUCUUCUAAGACGGUGCUGGGUGCUCUCUGUCAGCAUGACUUUGCAGUGAAAGUGAAGGUGUCCAGGCGGCGACUGCCCUCGGAGGACCCCGAGUUUGCAGUGGAGGGGCGUGUGGAGUUCAUCAGCCAAGGGCCCCUGCUGCCCUACGACACCCACAGUCUGCUGCAGCAGUGGCUGCUCAUCAACCCGCGCUGCGCCCACACUCUCGCCCGCCCGGGUCGCACACAGCUCCACCUGCUGGCAGGAGACGUGCAGCCGGACGGCACAGUCGCCGUCACCCGCGUCUUCCUGUGGCACAAGAGAGAUAUGCAGCUCACUUCCGCCGUGCGCAAGUGGAAACACCACAAAUGUUAGCACAGAAACUGUGGGAGGUCAGGAGAACACCAAUCUGCACUGAACUGUGUUGGACAACAGCACACCUGGCUCCACUGAACUGGGCUGGACAACAGCCCACCGGACUGGGGUGUGCUGAGCUGGGCUGGACAGCAGCACACCUGGUUCCACUGAACUGGGCUGGACAACAACACACCGGACUGCGGUGUGCUGAGCUGGACUGGACAACAGUACACCUGGCUGCACUGAGCUGGGCUGGACAGCAGCACACCGGGCUGCACUGAGCAGGGCUGGACAGCAGCACACCAGUCUGCACUGAGCAGGGCUGGACAGCAGCACACCAGUCUGCACUGAGCAGGGCUGGACAGCAGCACACUGACCAGGCUUCACUGAGCUGGGCUGGACAGCAGCACACCAGGCUGCUCUGAGCUGGAACCACAACCAAGGCACUCUGGGACUGAGAGGAUAAUGAGACAAGAGUAUCCUGGGGCUGGACUCUGAGCAAGGCCUGGGGCAGGUUGGGACUGUAUAGCAGG